Molecule: messenger RNA, 1944 nt
Organism: Gracilinanus agilis (Agile Gracile Mouse Opossum)
Lineage: Eukaryota; Metazoa; Chordata; Mammalia; Didelphimorphia; Didelphidae
Gene: ZSWIM2
Product: zinc finger SWIM-type containing 2
Exons: 9
Coding region: 1-1944 (647 amino acids)
Molecular function (GO): ubiquitin protein ligase activity; zinc ion binding
Source: RefSeq, a predicted model, not a curated record
AUGCCUGGUGGCGCGGGCGGAGGCGGAGGCGGAGGCGGAGGCGGAGGUCGGGGAUCCGAGAGGCGGCGGCUUGUGAGCGACCGUUUGAAGAAGCACCAGAACCAGGCCCUGAGCAGCCACAUGUAUCUGCUGCGAGAGACUGGACCCACAGGCUUCCUGAUAAAAGAAGACGAGCCAGAUGACUGCAACUAUAGAGUUUUUCUUGGAGAUCCUCACACAUGUAGCUGUUCCACAUUUAUGAAAGGAAAUGAUCUCUGUAGACAUAUCUGUUGGGUUUUAUUGAAAAAAUUCAAGCUUCCAAGAAAUCAUGAAUAUGCUUUUCAAUUAGGUCUUGUGGAACGAGAAAUCAAUGAAUUGCUAGGGGGAUUACAUCAUGUCCAGACUCCUAAGCCACCUGAAAGAACACAUGUUGAAAGUGAUGGAUAUAUUAAACAGAAAGAAAUUUGUGCAGAUGAUGUCUGCUCCAUAUGUCAAGAAGAGCUCCUAGAAAAAAAGCUACCAGUCACCUAUUGCAGGUAUGGUUGCGGUAAUAGUGUUCAUAUAAAAUGUAUGAAAAUAUGGGCUGAUCAUCAGGAUAAGUCAUCAGAAAACUCUGUGGUCAAGUGCCCUUUGUGCAGGGAAGAGUUUGCACCAUUAAAACUUAUUUUAGAUGAAUUCAGAAACUCCAACGCACUCGUGACAGCAGCAGAGAAAGAAAAACUUCACAAACACCUUGGAAUUCCAUGUAACAAUUGCAAGCAGUUUCCAAUUGAGGGAACAUGUUAUAAGUGCACUGAAUGUACUGAAUAUCACCUAUGCCACGAAUGUUUUAUUAGUUGUUACCAUCCUGCACAUAUUUUUAUCUUUCGACAGAAGAGAAAUCAAAGGUGGAAAUCACUGGAAAAAAUUUCAGGAUUAUGUGAUUUACAGAGAUCCAUAAAAAAUAUAGAACUGAAAAAUCAGACUGAAAAAGAGAUGACAAACUUUGAAAAAAGUGCCGUUUGCACACCAAAGCAUAUAGUAAAAUCACUACCACUCAUAUUAAUUACAAAGCACAGUAAGCUGCUUGCUCCAGGUCACCAGUGUCGACUUUGUUUGAAGGCAUUUUAUCUUGGUCAACAUACAAGAGUAUUAUCAUGUAAUCACAAGUUUCAUAGGAAAUGCAUUGAUGAUUGGUUACUAAACAUAUGUAAUUCGUGCCCUAUUGAUGGUCAAACUGUCUAUAACCCCUUAGUCUGGAAAAAUUCACUGAUUAAUGAGCCUGGACGGAAGCCGGUACCUCAGACAGCUAUCACUCAUCAGUCAAAGCAGGUGUAUCCAGAACUUUUUAUACCUGGCACUGGAUUGCUCUUUAAAGAAGGCAAAUUUGGCCAUUUACCUGACAAAUCUAAAGAUAAUUUUGAAAAACUCAUUAAUCAAGAUUCAACAGAUGUGAAUGAGAAUUUAACAGUAGAUAAUCUAUGUCCUUUGCAAUCAAGUGAUUCAAAUUCAAGUAAAUUAGUCUUUGAUUAUAAAAUUAAUCACCAUUUCCCUAGCCUUCUUCAUGAUUUAUCCCUUAGUGCCACUGGAAAAAAGUCAUCUCAAUCUUUUCUUCCAUCUAUUACCAAGACUGGAAUGUAUAGCAAACCUGGAAGCCCAUUUGUCAAUAGAAAGUUAUAUCACCCUGAACAAAAGUCAAAGAAAAACAGAGAGCCUCAGCAUGUGGACCAUACUGCACUGAAGAAAAUUCUUGCCAGUAAAAUAAGAAUUGACAAUGAAAAUUCAGAUGCUACAUUUCCAGAGAAUUUAAAUAAUGUAGCGAACUGGGGUACAACGAACCCUAGCUCAUCCAAAAAGGAGAAUAAUAUUGGAAAAAUCAGACGAAACCAUGGCCUCUUAUCAAGAAGGCCUAUGUCAAGUACUUUAAAUACUAAUGCUCAAGAAUUGUCUUUAAUAAUGAAAGGAGUUCCUUUUUGCAGAAGUUAA